Messenger RNA from Schizosaccharomyces octosporus yFS286, 1504 nucleotides. RefSeq names its product mannosyltransferase complex subunit. The record is from RefSeq and is a predicted model, not a curated record. The transcript has 2 exons. Gene Ontology annotation, molecular function: alpha-1,2-mannosyltransferase activity. Bases 98 to 1303 code for a protein of 401 amino acids. Lineage: Eukaryota; Fungi; Ascomycota; Schizosaccharomycetes; Schizosaccharomycetales; Schizosaccharomycetaceae. Gene Ontology annotation, cellular component: Golgi apparatus; membrane. Gene Ontology annotation, biological process: protein N-linked glycosylation; cell wall mannoprotein biosynthetic process.
UGAACGACAAGGUAAUCCUUUACAAAAUCUACCUCAAGAAACAAGCGAAAAGCUUGCUUCUAAGUGAGGUUGGUAGGCUUUUGUUUUUUCCUGUAAAAUGGAAGUAAGAAAAAAGAAUAUUUUUUUUCUUAUUUUUUUCCUUAUAUGUGGAAUUCUGUGGUUUCACAACUGGCACAGAUUAUAUCGGGUGUUUGUGAAAAAAUUGAGACCUUUAAAUGAAACAUUCGACGCUCCUUUUGCAGUAGGUUGUAAAAAUGUAGCUUAUGAGGCAAAUACCUAUCCAAGAAUGAAUGCUACGUUCAUGGUGCUUACGCGCAAUUCAGAUCUUGAUGGUGUUUUAUCGAGCAUGAAAUCAAUUGAAAAAAGGUUCAAUCAACAUUUUAAUUAUCCUUAUGUCUUUUUAAAUGAUGAGUCGUUCACGGAUGAGUUCAAGGAAGCCGUUCAGAAGGUGACACAGUCCAAAGUGCAAUUUGGUAUUCUUGGUCAAGAGCUUUGGGACUUUCCUUCUACAGUUGAUCAAGAUUUCAUAGAUGAAGCCAUUGCCGAACAAGUGGGUAUCGUUUAUGCAAACAUGCCGAGCUAUCAUAAAAUGUGUCGAUUCUUUUCUAAACAAUUUUACAAACAUCCUUUGAUACAACAGUACGAAUGGUAUUGGCGGUUAGAGCCGGAUGUUUCCUUUUCUUGUGAUAUUUCUUACGAUCCUUUUUACUACAUGCAAAAGUAUAACAAGGUCUAUGGCUUUGUGAUUGCUAUCAAAGAACUGGCAGAAACUGUGCCAAACCUGUUUCGUUACACAAUCGCUCAUAAGAAAGCUGUCAAUUUAGAAACCACCGACUUUUGGAGGUUUUUCCUUAACGAUGAUUACGAUAAACACAUUCAAACAUUGAAAGAAAAGCAAAAGUACGAUCAAGUCUUUGUAUUGCCGGAACCUCCAUUGGAACAAAUUGAUGGUGAGAUCUAUAAUCUUUGUCAUUUUUGGAGCAAUUUUGAGAUUGCUCGGCUCGAUUUCUAUCGAAGCAAAGAAUACAAUGAUUACAUGAAUGCACUAGAGGAAGCCGGUGGAUUUUGGACAGAAAGAUGGGGGGACGCGCCAGUACAUUCGUUGGCAGUCGGACUAUUAUUGAAUCGAUCUCAAGUACAUUAUUUUCGUGAUUUAGGAUAUCAACAUUCGACGAUUCAACAUUGCGCACAAGAUCUUGGUUGUAAUUGCGACUGUCCUUUAACUGUACCGGAAAUUGAACCUAGACUUGGGUCUUGCAUCAAUCGAUGGGCUGAAGUCAUGGGUGGGUAUUUGGAUGAAUAAAUUGUAAAACUAAAAAGGGUAACACGCUUUCUGCUUUAAUUUACAAGAAUGUAAUCGAAAAGGCUACCCCAAAAAUUGAAUCAUCCAUAAGUAUUUUAUUAUUUCUAAGAGCGACGUAAAAUUAUUUUUUAUAAACAAUUAGACUAGUAUCUACAAAUUAGUAUAUCCUUCAUCAAACAAAUAUUAUAUCAUGCAACAACA